CACCAUGCUCGCAACCCCGUCCCAUUUCCACGACGUUCCCCGCGGACACCUCAGACGAAGAGGUCGCAAAGCUCCGCACCACGGGCGCCGUCGGCUUUAUAUAAACACCACCUCGCCGCACUCGUGGCUCCAUCGCCAGCCAACAGCGGGGGCGCGAACCCGUCUCCUCGCCACAGCCGCCCGACGGCAUGUCUUCGGCCCCGCUGCUCACCGCCUGUGGGAAGGGCGAGGGGCGGCCGUCGUGGCUGGGCCGCGUGGUAGACACGGAGGAGGCGCGGGCUCAGCUGCGGUUCGCGGUGCCCAUGGUGCUGACUAGCAUGGCCUACUACGGCGUCCCUCUGGUGUCCGUGAUGUUCUCGGGCCACCUCGGCGACGUCCACCUCGCCGGCGCUACGCUCGGCAACUCCUGGGCCACCGUCACCGGCUACGCCUUCGUGACGGGCCUGAGCGGCGCCCUGGAGACGCUGUGCGGGCAGGCGUACGGCGCCCGGCUGCACCGCAUGCUGGGCCUGUACCUGCAGUCGUCGCUCAUCAUGUCCGCGGCGGUGUCCGUGCUCAUCUCCUUGCUGUGGUGCUUCACGGAGCCGCUGCUGCUGUUCCUGCGGCAGGACCCCGAGGUGUCCCGCGCCGCCGCGGCGUUCGUCCUGUACCAGAUCCCCGGUCUCUUCGCCUUCUCCUUCCUGCAGUGCCUGCUGCGGUACCUGCAGACGCAGUCCGUCGUGCUCCGGCUCGUCGUCUGCUCCGUGGCGCCGUUCGCGCUCCACGUGGCGCUGGCGCACCUGCUGGUGAACGUGCUCGGCCUGGGGCUCGCGGGGGCCUCCGCCGCCAUCUCGGUCACGUUCUGGUUCUCCUGCAUCACGCUGCUCGCCUACGUGCUGUGGUCCGACGCGUUCAGCGAGACGUGGAAGGGGUUCUCCGCCGACGCCUUCAAGUACGUGCUGCCCACCGUGAAGCUCGCCAUGCCGUCCGCCGUCAUGGUCUGCUUGGAGUACUGGGCGUUCGAGCUCCUUGUGCUGAUCGGCGGCUUGCUCCCCAACUCCACCGUGAGCACGUCGCUGAUCGCCAUGUGCGUUAGCACGGAGGCGAUCGCGUACAUGAUCACGUUCGGGUUCAGUGCCGCCGUGAGCACCCGGGUGUCGAACGAGAUCGGCGCGGGGAACGUGGACAGGGCCAAGAACGCGGUGUCGGUGACGCUGAAGCUGUCGGUGUUCCUGGCCGUCUCCUUCGUGCUGCUGCUGGCGUUCGGGCACGGCCUGUGGGCGAGCCUCUUCAGCGGGAGCGCGGCGAUCGUGUCGGAGUUCGCGUCCGUCACGCCGCUGCUGAUGGUCUCCAUCGUGCUCGACUCCGCGCAGGGCGUCCUGUCGGGCGUGUCGAGGGGCUGCGGGUGGCAGCAUCAGGGGGCGAUGACCAACCUGGUGGCGUUCUACUUCGUCGGCAUGCCGCUGGCCAUCCUCUUCGCCUUCAAGCUCAAGUUCUACACCAAGGGCCUGUGGGCGGGUCUGACCUGCGGGCUGACAUGCCAAGCCUGCUCGCUGCUGGUGAUCACCAUCCGCACCAAGUGGUCCAAGCUCGCGGAGGCGAUGCAAGAGGAGAAGGCCAACUACGUCGCGUAGCGCAUAAUGGCCAUAAAAUAGAAGAAAAAAUAAGAGGAAAUAAAUUGUACGCCGUGAUGAGACAGUACAGUAGCGUAUCAGACAUCGAGCAGUGUACUCCAUCACACAGGAUCGCCUGUACGGGAUUUUGAAUAUGGCCAGAGUGUGGAAUGACGGGUGGCCGUUUUUGCAGCUUAGCUUUGCCUACCCUUUCUCUUACAGCCACUCUUAAUUUCUGCCUGCUCGGAUUAAACUAAAACCUUUUCACAAAUAAAAGCUUUUGGGAGAUAUUGAUUUCA
Messenger RNA from Phragmites australis (common reed), 1891 nucleotides. RefSeq names its product protein DETOXIFICATION 19-like. The record is from RefSeq and is a predicted model, not a curated record. The coding region runs from base 189 to 1613 and encodes 474 amino acids. Gene Ontology annotation, molecular function: antiporter activity; xenobiotic transmembrane transporter activity. The transcript has 6 exons. Gene Ontology annotation, biological process: xenobiotic detoxification by transmembrane export across the plasma membrane. Lineage: Eukaryota; Viridiplantae; Streptophyta; Magnoliopsida; Poales; Poaceae. Gene Ontology annotation, cellular component: membrane.